CUUGACUCUCGCUCACACUCUCUCUCUCUCUCUCUCUCUCUCCAUAAUUUCUUGCUCCAACCUCUCUCUUCCAUGUGGGAUGUGGCUAUAGUCUUUCACUGCACCUUCCUCGCCCCCUUUCUCUCCUUCCUUUCUUCCGCCCAAUUUUUUUUUCCUCUCUCUCUCUCUCUGACUCGCAUCUUUUCCUCGAAUAAUUGGUAACCUUCUUCUUCUUCUUCUCUCUCUCUCUCUCUCUCUCCCGCUGUUCGCACGCGGCGCUUCCUCUUUUGCGUUUCUACUGUUCCUUUAUCUGCUUUUAAGUUUUACCGACAAUUCCAAUUCCAAUCCGUCCAUGCGUCGUCGUUAGUGAUUUCUCGAGAGGCCGUGUUUACAUACUCCCAGCUCCAGACCUUUUUUUUUCUUAGAAACUCGAUUUGGUAGUUGGUGGGAUUGGCGAUUCUCCCUAAAUCGAGCUUGUAGCAUAGAUUUUGCUCAAAUCCGAUUCCAAUUGCUUGCGAGAGACACUGUUCCAGUUUGAGCUCUGUAGCAUAGAUUUUGCUCAAAAUCCGAUUCCCAUUGCUUCCGUAAUAGGAGAUACACUGUUGAUUGUAACGCAUCAGCUUGAGAGAGAGAGAGAGAGGAGAUGGUUUCAGAGACUUGGUUUCGUAACCUGUUGAGAUUCCCAAAGAAGAACGAAUCUCACAAAGAGAAGAAGGAUGUGCUCGGAGUGUUAGCCUACGAGGUCGCUAGCUUACUCUCCAAACUCGUCCAUCUCUGGCAGUCCCUGAGCGACAAGAACGUCACGAGGCUCAGGCAAGAGAUCACGCGCUCCACGGGCAUCAAGAAGCUGGUCUCGGAGGACGACGAUUUCGUGGUGAGGCUGAUACGCGACGAGAUGAUGGAGAGCGUCGAGGCCGUGGCGAAAGCCGUGGCUAGGCUCGCCGCGAGGUGCAACGACCCCAAGCUGAAGAGCUUCGAGAGCUGUUUCGGCGAGAUGAUGAAGACGGGGGCUGAUCCUUACGGGUGGCAGUUCGGGUGGAAGAAGAUGGAUAGGAAGGCUAAGAGGAUGGAGCGGUUUAUCUCGUCUAAUGCGAGUCUUUACCAGGAGACGGAGAUCCUGACGGAGCUUGAGCAGAGUCUCAAGAGGAGGAUGAGUAAUGAGUCGGCCACUGAUAAUCUGUUGGAGUAUAAGAAGAAGGUGACGUGGAAAAGGCAUGAGGUGAAGAACCUGAGGGAGGUGUCGCUUUGGAACCGUACUUAUGACUACACCGUGCUUCUCUUGGUGAGAUCGGUUUUCACUAUCCUGACUAGGACGAAACAUGUUUUCGGGAUUAGUUACAGGGCAGAGGCUAGCGAUGUCAGCUCUGCGGAUUCUGAUUUCAUCGCUCGAGGCCACUCGGUUUCCACGGUUUUGACGCAUCAGUCUGAGACUACUACCCGUCCUCCUAGAUUUGCUUCUGGUCCGCUUGGGAGGUUUACUGGUCCGGCAUCAGGUUCGGUCGCUACGAAGUCCACGAAGAUGGGUGAUUUCCUCUCGGGUUCUCUCAGCGCUCAGUCCCCUAAGUCAGGUCCUCUUGCCCCGGAGAAGAACAAACGUUUCAAGUUUUACUCGGGUCCUCUUGGGAAGUUCACCUCUAAAUCAGGACCACUUAUGGGGAUGGGAAAACACAACAAGAAGACGGUGCAGCAGACACCGGAAAGGCCUUCGGUUUCCUCGGCGAAAAAGCAGUCAAAACCCAACCGGUUAACACAGAUUGGUCCCUUUAAAGGCUGCAUGGUAUCUCAAGACGGUGUUACUCCUCUCAGCGCUAGGACCCAGAACGGAGCUAGGAAUAGUAGUGCGGAGCAUCAUAUCCUCGAAGGAAGUUCCAACGCUGUCCACGUCGAAAAUCCAGCACCUCCUUCCCGACCCAAGUUGUCAGAUGCUGCUCCUAACACCCUCGGCGCCGCUUGCUUAGCGUUACACUACGCUAAUGUCAUCAUCGUGAUAGAGAGAUUCGUUGCGUCUCCUCACUUGAUAGGCGAUGAUGCGAGAGACGACCUUUACAACAUGUUAACUGCGAGCGUGAGAAAGUCGCUGAGAGAGAGGCUAAAGCCCUACUCGAAAAACUUGAGUUCUUCCGCGGUUUAUGAUCCAGGGCUAGCGAAAGAGUGGACAGACGCAAUGGCGGGUAUCUUGGAAUGGUUGGGUCCGUUAGCUCACAACAUGAUAAAAUGGCAGUCCGAGAGGAGUUACGAGAACCAAAGCUUGGUGUCGAGGACGCACAUAGUUCUUGCGCAAACUCUUUUCUUUGCAAACCAGCAGAAAACAGAAACCAUCAUCACGGAGCUUCUUGUUGGGCUCAACUAUGUCUGGAGAUAUGGAAGAGAACUUAACGCCAAGGCUCUUCAAGAGUGUACCAGUAGUCAAACCCUUGAGAAAUGUUUAGACACAGAUAACUAGUGAAGAAGCUCUCCAAGACACUACAUUUUUUAACUGCUUCUUUGACCUAAACUGGCACUGGAACUCCUCACCCCCGGGGAAAAUCCAAACCGUGCAGCUUGGACCAAACCCGAGGAGGACGAAAAGCUGUUUCAUUGCUUGAUUACCACGAGAGGUAUUAUAAUGUGAGCAUCUCUUUUAUCUUCUUCUCUCUCCUUUCUUAUUCUGACUUGUAGUAGAAUGUGAUGAUGCGUUGUAUAUUGUUUCUACGAUUUUAUUGUGGUUGAGAUACAUACUACUACUGCAUAUGCGUGAUGUGCCAAGGUUGUUUUUGAUUAUUGUAAAAUCCAGUGGUGGGUGAUGAUACAGGAGAAUCCUUGAUUUGGGGGAUAUUAAGUUCCGACAUGUCCAAGUUGUCUGUCUGUAUUAUUUAUAACUCCUGCUUCUCUU
This is a messenger RNA of Raphanus sativus (radish), 2851 nucleotides long. RefSeq names its product protein PSK SIMULATOR 1. The transcript has 3 exons. The record is from RefSeq and is a predicted model, not a curated record. NCBI's taxonomy places the organism in Eukaryota, Viridiplantae, Streptophyta, Magnoliopsida, Brassicales, Brassicaceae. The coding region runs from base 623 to 2422 and encodes 599 amino acids. Gene Ontology annotation, biological process: positive regulation of growth.